UUGUUCAGGUUGAUACCGUGACCCCAUACCCCAUAUUAUUUGCUGCCCACAGGCUAUCGUUGCGCUUGGGUUACUGUUUCGAGGAUCUAGAAAUACGCUCUAGGAGCUAUACUUCAUAGAAUCAAAAUUCUAGCCUCCUCUCAACUUAAAUUUACGUCACGCUCGCUCCAAACCACUCGACAAUGCUAAGGCAGAAACAUACCGAGAAUAGUACCCAAAGUGGAACCAUGUCCGUGUCUGAUAUCACUGAUGACAAGGCUAUACACUCGACGUCCUCGUUUAUACACAGAUCUCUUGGCCAGAAUGCGUUGCCCAAACAGUCCGUGACGUUGGCUUGGAACGAAAUACCGUACUGGCAGAGAGACAACGAAUAUAUCUUGACUGGAUAUCGACGCGUGCAAAACGGAUGGAUUGGAUGCCUUAGGUCGGUCUUUGGUUGUGAGGGUGUUUAUAUUUAUCUUUCGAAGUUCGAAGUCGUAACGUCCCUCUACACAGAUUUGCACAAUGAAACAGUCAACAUACACAGUCACCUGGGCGGUGCUGUUCUCUUUGUUUUCUUCCUGUUUACCUUCCCAUCCAGCCAUGUAGUAACGGGCGCUUCCACAACCUGGCUUGAUACCUGCGUUUUCGUUAUAUUCCUGCUGUCGGCAGUGUUUUGCCUGACGGCUAGCGCCAUAUUCCAUACGGCUACUUGCCAUUCAGAAAAGGUUACUGCUCGCUGUCAUGCGUUUGAUUAUUCUGGAAUUGUCGUCCUCACUGUCGGGUCCUUCGUUCCAUGCCUGUACUAUGGGUUUUACUGUGAGCCCUUCUUCCAAGUGUUAUACAUCCUCUUCAUAGCCAUGGCUGGGGCAGGAGCAGGUUACAUUGUCUUGAACCCCGAGUACGCAAAGCCUUCCCAUCGGGGUGCUCGGACCAGGGUGUUCAUAGGCCUUGGAUUGUCUGCUGUUGUACCCGUGUCACAGUUGCUUAUGUCCCACGGCUUUUUCAAGUUAGUCUCAGAAAUGGGUUUCGGAUGGCUAUUAACAUCUGGCGGCUUGUACAUCGCUGGCGCGUUGACUUAUGCGAAUCGCAUCCCGGAACGUUUGGCACCGGGCAAGUUCGACUAUUUUUUGGCUUCGCACCAAAUAUUUCAUUUUAGCGUUGUACUAGCGGCGCUGUCGCAUUAUGCAUGUAUUUUGACCGCCUUCGAUCACUGGCAUUCAGGCGUAGGCUCUUGUAUCCCGUGAGUGGGGUCCUAUUCCCGUUGGCGGAACAGGUUCAAUGUGCGUGUAUCUAGGCGCGAGGAGUAUGAUAACGAUAUGCUACCACAUCACCGAGUGUCCUGCACUGGCCAAUAACUUGACUCUGAAUUAUCCAUGCAACGUUUUAGGGAGUUUCCGGAAAGACCACGGGCAGCAUGCAGACACCGUGCCUUGAGGAUAUUCUUAGAUCUUCGAGUGGUCAAUACAAUCUUUUUCGACGUUCCAUUCAGCUGUCAUCUAUAUGAGCG
This is a messenger RNA of Serpula lacrymans var. lacrymans S7.9, 1489 nucleotides long. RefSeq lists its product as uncharacterized. Lineage: Eukaryota; Fungi; Basidiomycota; Agaricomycetes; Boletales; Serpulaceae. The transcript is spliced from 8 exons. The coding region runs from base 183 to 1226 and encodes 347 amino acids. Gene Ontology annotation, cellular component: membrane. Gene Ontology annotation, molecular function: signaling receptor activity. The record is from RefSeq and is a predicted model, not a curated record.